Acipenser ruthenus (sterlet) is the source of this 1803-nucleotide messenger RNA. RefSeq names its product protein YIPF4. The transcript is spliced from 6 exons. The record is from RefSeq and is a predicted model, not a curated record. Bases 227 to 952 code for a protein of 241 amino acids. Gene Ontology annotation, cellular component: membrane; trans-Golgi network. Gene Ontology annotation, biological process: vesicle fusion with Golgi apparatus; endoplasmic reticulum to Golgi vesicle-mediated transport. Lineage: Eukaryota; Metazoa; Chordata; Actinopteri; Acipenseriformes; Acipenseridae.
GUUGGUCUUGACGUGUCGCCUUUCCCAGCUCCCCUCUCACUUCCUGCUUUCGAUCCAUGAUCUGUUUACAGGUUCGUUUACACUGGGAGAGGCGAUCUCAACCCCACAGGAUGGAGUAGGCUGUUGGAACAGUACAGGGGGAAAGAUCUUGUACAGGAGUUUGUUACCACUUGGUGUAAAUGUCAGUCAUCGUACAGUAAAGGCGGAUAUCUGUUAAUUAUUGACAAUGCAUCAGCAGGCGCAGCAUUUCUCCCCUACCAACGGAGAUUUUACCUUUGUCUCCUCCACUGACGCCGAAGAGCUCAGCGGUUCAAUUGAAUCUCCAGAUGUUAAAGUGAACAUGGGCGGUGACUCUAAGGAUGCCUCUGCAACUACAUUCCUGAGACAGAGAGGGUACGGCUGGCUGCUGGAAGUGGAGGAAGAUGACCCCGAGGACACCAAGCCUCUCCUGGAGGAACUUGACAUAGACCUGAAAGACAUUUACUACAAAAUCCGCUGUGUGCUGAUGCCAAUGCCAUCGCUGGGGUUCAACCGGCAAGUGGUGAGGGAUAACCCUGAUUUCUGGGGCCCCCUGGCUGUGGUUCUCUUCUUCUCAAUGAUCUCACUGUACGGACAGUUCAGGGUGGUGUCUUGGAUAAUAACUAUUUGGAUAUUUGGAUCCUUGACAAUUUUCCUGCUGGCUAGAGUUUUGGGUGGUGAAGUUUCUUAUGGCCAGGUUCUUGGAGUCAUUGGCUAUUCCUUGCUUCCACUAAUAGUAAUAGCUCCGUUGCUUUUGGUAAUUGGGGGAUUUGAAGUGGUAUCUACGCUGAUAAAGCUGUUCGGCGUGUUUUGGGCUGCGUACAGUGCUGCUUCCUUGCUAGUUGGGGACGAAUUCAAGACCAAGAAGCCACUUCUGAUAUACCCCAUUUUUCUCCUGUACAUCUACUUCCUGUCUCUAUACACUGGGGUUUGAAACAGGAAAGACUUGGUUUGAAACUGCGCAAUAAACUAGUCAAGUGGUAAACACAUCAGAAAUUUGCUUUACACCUGUGAGGAUGGCCUUGAAGAAGAAACAUAUUUGGUUGUCUUUCCUUUUGAUUAACAAAUCACGGUCAAUAUUGGAUCAUAAAGCAAAUGUGUACAGUGUAUUUAAUUCUUAAAUGUAGCCAUGAUCUUUGUACUAAAAUGAAAGUUCUAGGAUUUGUUUAAAACCUCUUUCAACUCUGAUGAACAAGUAUGUUUGAUACAGAAUUUAAGUGAUCUUUUCAAGGUGCCAGUUAUAAAAUCAUUGGUUAGAUGCAACCGAAACUUUGAAAGCAUCUGUACCCAUUAUGUUUAAUAGGUGAGUUUUUUUGAUAACCCUGGUUUAUGUUGGAAAUGCCAUCCAUAUGAUUGCUGGGAGGAAUAAUCCCUUUAUUAAAUGCCUGUGCCAAACAGCAAUGGCUUGGCCAAUGGCAAAAGAUUUGCAGUCCAAAUUCUGUGAUGUUGUUUUUAUUUUGAGUGUUAAUGGCAUUCCUUUUUUCAUGUAUCUUAUUACUGCAUUUAAUUUUUUAAUUUAUAAAUAUUGGCCCAGCUAGUUAACGGGGUUUAGAUGAGUUUAUGUAAAGAGAAGGAUUCAUUAUUUUAAAUUGGGUGCCUUUAUAUAGAUGUUAUAUGGCUGUUAUAUUAAAAAUAUUUUAUAGAUGUACAUUUGUAAAAACAAAAAAGGAAAGAGGUUUUUUUUUAAAUGCACAAACUGACAUGCUCCUUUGUUUUCCAGUACUGCAAAUAUAGCUAUUGUAUGAUGUAAUUCAGAUGCAUAAAAUCAAUCAAAUAGGGGCUAAA